GUGAUUGGCUGUCGGAGCUGUCAGUCACGGUGCCCUUGCCACCUACUUCCGCACUGUUUCAGAGGCGGUGUACUCUUCGAUUGUUUGUGUUACUGGAGCGUUCAUUUGGCCGCAAUUCACAGGUUGUGUGUUUGGCUGUCUGUGAUGCUUGGAGAGAGGCUGGGCUGCAGGGACAGGCCGAUGGUGGAGACAUGACUUCUGAGUAACGCAUAGUUACUUUCUCUGCUCAGUAUGAACAGCGAGGAAGAGUUUUACGACGCUGAGACAGGACUGGAGUCAGAUGAUUCCUGUGAGGUCAGUUUUAAAGAUGCCCUAGUGUUUGACAGUAAGCCGGUGACUGAUGGCAGUGCCACACAUGAGAAUGGGGUGUGGGAGCGCAGGAAAACUCUGCCUGCUGAAAUGAUCUCCCGGAACGAUUACAGUGUUUGGAGUAUACUAAAGAAAUGCAUCGGCAUGGAGCUGUCUAAAAUUGCGAUGCCAGUUGUGUUUAACGAGCCGCUGAGCUUUCUCCAGAGAAUGUCAGAGUACAUGGAGCACACUCACCUCAUUCACAAAGCCUGCAGUUUGCCUGACUCAAUAGACCGCAUGCAGGUUGUGGCUGCGUUUGCUGUUUCGGCUGUAGCAUCUCAAUGGGAAAGGACUGGAAAGCCAUUUAACCCUUUACUGGGGGAGACAUUUGAACUCGUAAGAGAGGACGAGGGCUACAGAUUGAUCUCCGAGCAGGUGAGCCACCACCCCCCUGUCAGUGCCUUCCACGCCCAGUCUCUGAAGCAGGAGUUUGAGUUUCACGGUUCCAUCUACCCGAAACUCAAGUUCUGGGGGAAAAGUGUGGAGGCUGAGCCCAAAGGUACCAUGACCCUGGAGCUACUGAAACAUAAAGAAGUAUACACAUGGACAAACCCGAUGUGUUGCGUGCAUAACAUCAUCUUAGGAAAACUCUGGAUUGAGCAAUAUGGGACCGUGGAGAUAGUCAACCAUAGCACGGGAGAUAAGUGUGUGUUGAACUUCAAACCGUGUGGCAUGUUUGGGAAGGAGCUGCACAAAGUAGAAGGUCAUAUCCAAGACAAAAGUAAGAAAAAGCUGCGAGUGCUCUAUGGAAAGUGGACAGAGUGCAUGUACAGCGUGGAUCCCAAGGUUUACGAAGUGAACAAGAAGUCAGAGAAGAAGACGGGGGCUGACUCAAAAAAGCCGAAACAGGAACAAACUUGUGAAGGUGAGGAGGCCGACGAUAUGCCAGAAGUCCAAGAGACUGUGACUGUGAUACCAGGAAGUGCCUUACUGUGGAAGAUAGCGCCACGGCCUGCUCACUCAGUACAGAUGUAUAACUUCACGAGCUUCGCCAUGACACUAAACGAGCUUGAGCCAGGCAUGGAGAGAAUACUGGCACCAACAGACUGCCGGCUGAGGCCCGACAUCAGAGCCAUGGAAAAUGGAGACAUAGACACAGCGAGUACAGAGAAAGAGCGGUUAGAGGAGAAACAAAGGGCCUCGCGCAGGGAACGCUCUAAGGAUGAGGAGGACUGGAAAACCAGGUGGUUUCAGCUGGGAAUAAACCCUCAUACAGGAGCUGAGGAUUGGCUGUACGCAGGUGGAUACUUUGACAGGAUUUACACUGACUGUCCCAACAUUUAUUGACACAGACGUGCGCUGUGAGAAGAUCUCCCCUCUGAUAGGAUUCACUUUAUUUCUCAGCAUCUAAGAUUUGUGUCUUUGUGACUUCCAGACGCUCACUGGUACUGUGUCUUUUGUGUGAAUCAAUGAAGAGCAGAUUUCAAAAAACAGUUUAUCAGAUUAUGACUGUGAACCUUGUCCACGCGAGAAAUGUUAUAUUAAGAACAUUUUUUGUAGAGUUUACUCACAGUAAUUGUUGACAUGAAACAUCUCCAUCUUUAUAUGCCCUAAUCAUGAUUGUGACAAUAAUAGUCCACAUAUAUGUUAAUCACCUGUCGAGGGUUUUAAAACAGUCACCUGACCAUGCUGCUGCUGCUGCUGCUGCUGCUGCUGCUGCAGGACACAAAUCUCUGACUUCUAGAGGAUAAAUUGUCAGUUUUAGUUCAGGUACUCAACCAUAAUCUUAGCUGUAGACAAACCACACACUUAUGUAUAGUUGCAUCCAAAUAUCAGGGGUUAUUUAAACACAUCUCUUACUUUUAUAUGUAAUAAAAGUAAAUUAUAGUAUAAUUUGAAUAUUAGAUGUCUAUUUUAGUUAGCUGUAAACAUCCCUAAAAAGUCAUAAUUUUCUAUGAAUAGAGACUGGCAAUAGAGAUGAAAGCUGUUUAUAACCAUGUUUACUGGCACAGUAAACGGAUAUUGUUUGGUACAUUAUAUUGUUGUCCACUGUAACAUACUAGAUAAUGUGUAUAAUAAUUGGUGCAUGCAUGGUCACCAAGGUGAUUAUUUACACAAGUUAAAGCCAUAAAAACCUUCUCUGCACUAAGUUUAAUAGUGUAAAAGCAUUCACAUAAAACGUUAGAGCAAAGGGACACAGAGCAUAAUGGUGGUUUUCAAGGUCUGAUACUAUAAGAGCCAUGUUGAUGGGACAUCCUGAGCCUUAGUACAGUCAAAACAACAAUAAUCCUUUUAUCCUUUGUAUUACUUCCAUUUGAGGUGUAAUCCUGCUCUAAGUUUUGGAACUACAGAUCACAUAAUUGAGAGGAGGUAAACAGGAAGUAGAAUCUUGCCAUGCAGUCAGUUAGCUAAUUAACUGUAGGCUACAACUUGAUCCUCAUUCUUUUUAGCUUGUAUUUGUUUACAUUUUGGCAAAUUGGCACCAUUUAAAAGUGUUCCGAAUUAGCUAUUAGCAGGUCCUGUUUGCAAUGUACCCAAGCAUGUACGGACAACUAUCACUGGAUUACUUUGAUAUUGACGACAAUUUAAAAAUGUGAUGUUUCUCAGGCAAGUUCUGGAGUUGUAAGAACUGUCUUUAGUAUGGGACUUCUAAACAGGUUUGUUUGCAAGAUAAAGAUUACCCCCGAGAAGUGUAAGCCA
Molecule: messenger RNA, 2988 nt
Organism: Micropterus salmoides (largemouth bass)
Lineage: Eukaryota; Metazoa; Chordata; Actinopteri; Centrarchiformes; Centrarchidae
Product: oxysterol-binding protein-related protein 2-like
Exons: 14
Coding region: 232-1635 (467 amino acids)
Cellular component (GO): membrane; cytosol; intracellular membrane-bounded organelle
Molecular function (GO): cholesterol binding
Source: RefSeq, a predicted model, not a curated record